This is a messenger RNA of Fraxinus pennsylvanica, 333 nucleotides long. NCBI's taxonomy places the organism in Eukaryota, Viridiplantae, Streptophyta, Magnoliopsida, Lamiales, Oleaceae. The record is from the annotation of a GenBank genome assembly.
AUGGCCAACACUGGAUCAAACGAUAAUGCCCAGUCAGCUACCAGCACACUGAUGCCUUCAACGUUGGGAAGAAAUCAGAUGCAAUCGUUUGGGAUAAAUCUGACUCAGGUUCCUCCGAUAAAGCUGGAUAUGAACAAUUUUUUGUUGUGGAAAAACAUGGUUAUAUCCAUCAUCAAGGGUCAUAAUCUUGAAGGAUUCAUCACAGAAAUGAGAACCUGCCCUGCUGAGUUUCUGGCAAUACAAACCACAGGUUCAGCUGGCGUUACAUUUGAGAUGACACCAAAUGUAGAAUAUGGGAAAUGGAUGUCCACAGACCAACUAUUGAUGGGUUGA